This is a messenger RNA of Synchiropus splendidus (mandarinfish), 1970 nucleotides long. It is a transcript of the gene setd7, whose product is annotated as SET domain containing 7, histone lysine methyltransferase. The transcript is spliced from 8 exons. NCBI's taxonomy places the organism in Eukaryota, Metazoa, Chordata, Actinopteri, Syngnathiformes, Callionymidae. The record is from RefSeq and is a predicted model, not a curated record. Gene Ontology annotation, biological process: regulation of DNA-templated transcription. The coding region runs from base 622 to 1728 and encodes 368 amino acids. Gene Ontology annotation, molecular function: protein binding; histone H3K4 monomethyltransferase activity. Gene Ontology annotation, cellular component: chromosome.
UACAGACUGUGUAUUUUGGUACCUGAUACAUCACCUGGACUCUGAUUCGACUCGCAUCCUCCACACAUGAACCAUAUUAAAAAAUUCUGAAUACAUAUAGAUUAAUAAAACAAUUCAUGACAUAUAUACGUUGAAGAAAUAACUGAAUUAUGUACUUUUGAACUAUGUAGCAUUUAAAGGUUAUUCUUUUCUAUAUUAUUGCAAGAGAAAACUUCACAUGAUGAGUUUAAUGAUAUAUGUUGAAUUACAAUAUUAAAAAACUAAAAAUCAACUUUUAAUUCAGAUUUUUGUUUUCCAUUCCAUAACAUACCAAAUAACAGUCUCGAGUCAUUUUUUUAAAUUUUUAUCAUGACUACUCUUCAAGUUGUCUUGAUAAGCAUGCUUCCUUUUAAGAGACUGUAUUUUCUGGAGUCCGAAUGAAUUGGUGGGGGAAACAUCAUCGCUACUGAAAGGUAGUACGGAGACUUGUGAGCGAGUUUAUUGGUCUGGACGCGGCCGGGCAGGUUGGUGUUACGGACUUGCCGCUCCGCGUUGGGUCUCAUCCAGCGACGAGCAGUCAGCUGUCAUGCCGGCUGUUGUUCAUGGUGACUGCAGAAGCUCCGCCGCUGUGGACCCCUCGCCAUGGACAGCGAUGACGAACAAGUAGAAGAGGUUGUGGAAGGGCCUCUGGAUGAAGAUGAUCAGCCUCAUGGGUUCUGUAAGGUCACCUACUCAUCCACAGAUCGGUUUGAGGGUCACUUUGUUCAUGGAGAAAAGCAUGGAAAAGGCAAGUUCUUCUUCUUCGAUGGAAGCACUCUCGAGGGCUUCUACGUAGACGACGCCCUGCAGGGCCAGGGCUUGUACACGUAUGAAGACGGUGGCGUCCUUCACGGCACCUAUGUGGAUGGAGAGCUCAACGGCCCAGCCCAGGAGCUGGACAGCGAGGGCCACCUGGUGUUUAAGGGCCAGUACAAAGACAACAGCCGCCAUGGGACCUGCUGGGUGUACCACCCUGAUGGCGGCUGCGUGUUUGGACAGGUCAACGAGGACGGAGAGAUGACGGGUGACUCGGUGGCGUACAUUUACCCUGAUGGACUGACGGCUCUCUUCGGGACCUUUGUUGACGGAGAGCUGAUCCAGGCUCGACUGGCUAACGUGAUCUCGACGGAGACGGAGCGACCACGAUUUGAAAUCUCCCCCAACAGUGCCAUUUACUCUUACGACAAGUCGACGUCCACUUGCUUGGCCACCCACACUCUGCUACCAGAUCCAUAUGAGAGUACGAAGGCAUUUGUGGCAGAGUCUCUGAUCAAAGGAGCAGGAGAGGGUCUGUUCGCCAAGACUCACGCAGAGAGAGACACAGUGGUGGCUUUUUAUAAUGGCAUACGCAUCACACACUCUGAGGUGGACAGCCGAGAUUGGGCCAUGAACGGAAACACCAUCUCUCUGGACGAGGACACCGUGAUCGACGUGCCGCAGCCUUUUGACCAGACGGAGAGAUACUGCGCCUCCUUAGGUCACAAGGCGAAUCACUCCUUCACUCCAAACUGCAAAUACGACCCCUUUGUUCACCCUCGAUUUGGACCCAUCAAGUGCAUUCGCACCCUGAGAGCUGUGCAGAAGGACGAGGAGCUGACUGUUGCCUAUGGUUACAAUCACGAGCCUUCAGGAAAGAAUGGCCCAGAGGUGCCCGACUGGUACAAGCGGGAGCUGGACUUGUUUCGGCAGACCACCUCCACAGACCACUGAGCGUCACCAACCACAUGCGAUUGAGAGAUCUAUGCAAAAGAGAAUUAUCAGGUCAAGGGUGUCUGUCCCACGUUGCUGUUACACGUCAUUAAAACAUCAUGUUACAUCAUCAUAUCAUGUAUUCUAGAAACUGAGCACAGUGAGUUUCUUUAUUCACUUUAACAAGUUACCCCACAACAUGCUUGCUGGCUCAUGUGAAAGGUCAUGGAAGGAAACUGCAGAGUUUCAGAUGUCAAAAUAAA